This is a messenger RNA of Miscanthus lutarioriparius, 1086 nucleotides long. The record is from the annotation of a GenBank genome assembly. NCBI's taxonomy places the organism in Eukaryota, Viridiplantae, Streptophyta, Magnoliopsida, Poales, Poaceae.
AUGGGUGAUACUUCAGCCUUGGACUUUAAAGAAGGGAAAGAUAUGCAAGGGAUACCCUGGGAAAGACUGAACUACACUAGGGACCAGUAUCGUCAGAUGAGGUUGAAAGAAUACAAGAACUAUAAGAACCUCACGAGGUCGCGCAGCGGGUUAGAACAGGAAUGCAAACAAGUGGAGAGGAAGGAUAUUUUCUAUGAUUUCUAUUUGAGCACGCGAGCUGUCAAAUCAACAAUAGUGCAUUUUCAGCUGAGGAACCUCCUAUGGCCUACCUCGAAGCACGACGUGUACCUGGUGCAGAACUACUCUGUGAUGCACUGGUCUGCCCUGCUCCAGAGAGGAAGAGAGGUGCUCAAUGUGGCCGGCCGAUUGGCCCCGACACAGUAUGUUGAUAAACCCAGGGUGGCAUUCUGCACGAACCUGACCGGCGACGACAACUCCACCACGAACGCCGUCGACAUCUACCAGGCACCCAACGGUGCCACUCGAGUGAUGGCGGCGAACAACGACUGCGUGGUCAGAACGUUCGACGCCGAGAGAUACACCCUGCUCACCCAGUUCACCUUCCCGUGGUCUGUCAACAGCACGUCGGUGAGCCCCGACGGCAAGCUGCUGGCUGUCCUUGGCGACAGCACGGAGUGCGUGAUCGCCGACCCGCAGUCGGGCAAAGCGAUGGCGACGCUGCGCGGGCACCAGGACUACUCCUUCUCGUCGGCGUGGCACGCCGACGGCCGCGUCCUGGCGACGGGGAACCAGGACGGGACGUGCCGGCUGUGGGACGCGCGCAGCCUCUCGGAGCCGCUCGCGGUCCUGAAAGGCCGGAUCGGCGCCGUCCGGGGCCUCCGGUUCUCCCCCGGCGGCAGGUUCCUGGACGCGGCCGAGGCCGCCGACUUCGUGCACGUGUACGACGCCGCGGCCGGGUACGUCGGGCGCGAGCAGGAGGUGGAGCUGUUCGGGGAGGUGGCCGGCGCCGCGUUCAGCCCCGACGACGAGGCGUUGUUCGUCAGCGUCGCGGACCGCACCUACGGCGGCCUGCUCGAGUUCCGCCGCCGCCGGGCGUUCGGCUACCUCGACUCGUGUUUCUUCUGA